Gongylonema pulchrum is the source of this 555-nucleotide messenger RNA. NCBI's taxonomy places the organism in Eukaryota, Metazoa, Nematoda, Chromadorea, Rhabditida, Gongylonematidae. The record is from the annotation of a GenBank genome assembly.
AUGACGUCUGAUCGAGACGAUUUACUCAGAAACGAGUCCGAUGAUACAGUGUCCAGUACCGGACUCUCUGAAGUUGUUGUCGUGGAGUCGGACGAUGCAACUGCGAGUGAUUCUAACGAAUUUGGGGAUUGCGGAACUUUGAAAAGACUUUUCAAAAAGAGCGCUGACAUCCGAAGUAAAUUCAAAGAGGAAAUGGGGCAUGAGGAGGAAGGUCAAUGGCUUGUGCAGCCCAAACUUCCUUAUGUUGAAAUGGCUUGUGGUAGCAGCAUCAUUAAUCAUUAUUUAAUGCGGUGCGCUGCAGAAUUGGUGUUUGGACUUGCUAAUCUCUGGUUCGUCUUACUGGUCGACAACGAAGCAAUUCCUGAGAAUGUGUCUUGGUCAUUCGUGGCGUGUAGCUUCACCACUGCUCGUUACGGCAUAGCGUGCACUGUCAUCAGACCUAAAACUGUAGCAGUUGAGCAGGAGCACACGUCGUGUCGGUGGGGUGUAACCGCUCGUGCGCUCGAUCAUUGUUUGUCGAUUCACUUCUUUUUGAUGAAUGACGAACCUUUGUAG